Molecule: messenger RNA, 2094 nt
Organism: Oncorhynchus tshawytscha (Chinook salmon)
Lineage: Eukaryota; Metazoa; Chordata; Actinopteri; Salmoniformes; Salmonidae
Product: neurotrypsin-like
Biological process (GO): proteolysis
Cellular component (GO): membrane
Molecular function (GO): serine-type endopeptidase activity
Source: RefSeq, a predicted model, not a curated record
UUCCACGGGGGCGUGUGGGGAUCCGUCUGCGACGACCAAUGGGAUGAGAGUGACGUGGAGGUCGUCUGUCGACAGCUGGGCCUGGGGGGUGUAGCACGAGCGUGGGGUCAGGCGUAUUUCGGUGCGGGGUCAGGCAGGGUAUGGCUGGAUGAGGUGCGCUGCACGGGGAACGAGCUGACCCUGGAACAGUGUCCUAAAGCUGCCUGGGGAGAACACAACUGUCUCCACUCUGAAGACGCAGGGGCCUCUUGUACCCCUCUCACUGAUGGUUCAGUGCGGUUGUCUGGGGAUAGUGGGAGCAGUGAGGGCAGGCUGGAGGUGUUCUAUAGAGGUCAGUGGGGGACGGUGUGUGAUGAUGGAUGGACUGACUCCAACACACAGGUGGUCUGUGGACAGCUGGGGUACAGAUCAGGGGAGUCUCUUCCUCCUGAGGGGUCAGAGGUCGGCCCAGGUGGGCAGUUUCCGGCGGGGUCAGGCCCCAUCCUAUUGGACGAUGUGAGCUGUACGGGGAAGGAGCCUAGCCUAUCACUGUGCAGCAGGAGGGAGUGGCUUAGACAUGACUGUUCCCACAAGGAAGAUGUCAACGUCCACUGUAGGGACAAACUCACACACACCCUACACAGUGUCCCGGUGAGACUGGUAGGAGGGGAGAGUGUUAAUGAGGGGAGAGUAGAGGUGUACCUCCAGGGGACCUGGGGGACGGUGUGUGACGAUGGAUGGACAGACGUAAACGCAGAGGUGGUGUGUCGACAGCUGGGACACAGUGGAGUGGCGAAGGCCCGUGUGAUGGCGUAUUUUGGCGAGGGGGAGGGGCCUAUCCAUGUGGACAACGUGAAGUGUUCCGGCGAAGAGCGUUCAUUGGUCGACUGCCUCAAACAGCCAACCGGGACGCAUAACUGUCGCCAUAGCGAAGACGCCGGGGUCAUCUGUGACUACGGCCAAUCACAGUUCAGCGACACAGAGGGCAAAGGUACGGUGGAGUCUGUGUCAGAUCCUGUCUGUGGGUUGAGACUGAUACAUACACGCCAACGCAGAAUCAUAGGAGGAGAAAACUCACUGAGGGGAGGCUGGCCAUGGCAGGCUGCGGUGCGUCUCAGAGGCUCCGGGGACGGAAGGUUGGUGUGUGGAGCGACUCUCAUCAGCUCCUGUUGGAUACUCACCUCAGCUCACUGCUUUAAGAGGCAUGGUAACAGUACUAAACAGUACAAGGUGAGGGUUGGGGAUUAUCAUUCUCUGGUUCCCGAGGAGUUUGAGGAGGAGUACGCUGUCGAUCAGAUCGUCCUGCACCCUAGCUACCGUUCCCACAGCAACGACUACGACCUGGCCUUGGUGCGUCUGUCGCCGGGAGUGGCAGGGAAGGGCCGCGGUCGAUGUGUGGCGUUCAGUCGCCACGUCCUGCCCGCCUGUCUGCCGCUACGCAAGGAGAGAGUCCUGAAACAGGCUUCCAACUGUCACAUCACAGGCUGGGGGACACAGGUCGCUCCUACUCUAAGACCCUCCAACAGGCUCCUCUCUCCCUCCUCCCCCCCGUCGUCACUGCCAACAGCGUUACCACGGAGCCUUCACUAGCCGCAUGCUCUGCGCCGGGACAGACGGCCAAUCGGAGCGCCGCGUGGACAGUUGCCGUGGAGACAGCGGCGGCCCGUUGGUGUGUGAGCGUCCGGGCGGAGGGUGGGUAGUGUACGGUGUGACGUCGUGGGGUCACUCCUGUCGCACGCAACACUCACCUGGCGUCUACACUAAAGUCUCCGCCUUCACACCCUGGAUACACAAGGUGAUUGGACAAUGAGAGGGAUACAGGAACUGGAUCGUCAAGGUGAUUGGACAAUGGGAAGAAUAUAGGAAGUGGAUCUGCAAGGUGAUUGGACAUUGGGAUAAGGGCAUGAAGAGAUGACAGCCAAUAUGAGACAGUGGUAGAUAACGGACUGGCCAAUUGAAAAGGACUAUAUUUGGAGCUUGUGAUUUGAUUGGUCAGUAAAAUAAGUGGUUUCAAACCAGUUGAAAGGCUUAACCAAUCUCACCCCUGUCUCUCUUUCAUAUCCACCCCUCCCCCUUUACCCCCCCUCUCUCUCUCUCCUUUCCCCUCUCCUCUUC